GUGUUUUCAAAAAAAAAAAAAGAGACGUGCUAAAUGGAGGGAAUAUAUUUGUCAUAAAAUACUAUUUGUAGUAACUGCGGACGCGGUUUCACUGUCACUCAAAAAAGUAGAUGGAGAGAGCUGAGGGACUAUUAUUAGACGCUCCAUGAAAUGAGUUGUUGCAGGGUGGAGAAGCAUUGUGAUCAUGGCUUCGCCAAUGGAAAUCCUUGUGUUUCUGCUGCUGUUUUUGGCUCCAACAUUUUCUCAUUGGGUAGUUGAUACCUUACCUGGUUUCCCAGGAAAACUACCAUUCAAACUCCAAACUGGUUACAUUGGUGUGGGAGAAUUUGAACAAGUUCAACUGUUUUACUACUUUAUCGAAUCGGAGAGGAGCCCAGAAAACGAUCCGCUCUUGCUAUGGCUCAGUGGAGGCCCAGGUUGCUCUGCUCUCUCCGCUCUCCUCUAUGAGAUUGGUCCUUUCACCUUUAAUUAUGCAAAUUCCACUGGGGACAUCCCAUCUUUGGAGUUGAAUCAGUAUGCAUGGACCAAGGUGGCCAACAUUAUAUUUUUGGAUCAACCUGUUGGAACUGGAUUCUCCUAUGCAGAAACAUGGGAAGCUUACAGGUGUAGUGAUACCUUAUCUGCACAAUACGCUUAUAGUUUCCUCGUAAAGUGGUUCCUGGACCACCCGAAAUUCCUUAGUAAUCCACUGUACAUUGCGGGAGAUUCCUAUGCCGGAAUUAUUAUUCCACAGAUCGUUCAAAGAAUAUAUGAUGGUUUAGAGUCUGGAAUUGAGCCACGCCUAAAUAUCAAAGGCUAUGUUGAAGGCAAUCCCGCAACUGACAAAUAUGCAGACAACAACAAUAGAGUGGUAUAUGCUCAUCGAAUGGGGCUUUUAUCAGACAAUCUGUACAAGUCCACAAAAGUAAGUUGCGAUGGGCAUUACAUAGAUGAACAUCCGCAAAGUGCAGCAUGUCAAUAUGAUCUUGAAAGAGUAUCAAAGUGUACUGAAAAGGUUAACGAGGAGCAAAUUUUAGAACCAAAGUGUAGCAAUAAAAAUUUACUGAGUCUAGAUGUGAGCUCUAUUGGUGAAAAUGUUACCAGUCUCCUUUUAUUGCAACACUGGUGCAGAGACGAUAAUUAUUUGUACUCUUCCAUUUGGGCAAAUAACAAAAUUGCCCAGAAAGCACUUCACGUGCGUGAGGAAUCAAUAACAGAGUGGGUCAGAUGCGAGGAGAGGACUGAAGCAUACAUUUAUGAUGUCAAAAGCACAGUCGAUUAUCAUAAGAGUUUCACCAACAAAUCUUGUCGUGCUCUAAUCUACAGUGGGGAUCAUGACAUGGUUAUUCCUCAUUUGAGCACAGAAGAAUGGAUAGAGUCCUUAAACUUUGUGGUUGAAGACGAGUGGAGACCUUGGUUUGUUGAAGAUCAAGUUGCAGGAUACACCAUGAAGUAUUUAGAGAAGGAGUAUGAGUUGACAUAUGCAACUGUAAAGGGAGCAGGUCAUACAGCACCAGAGUAUAAGCCACAACAAUGCUUGGCAAUGCUUCAGAGAUGGCUUAGCAAUUAUUCUCUUUGAUUAUGUAAUUGGAUGCAUAUUCCAUAAAUAAAAUAGCAAGGGAUUGAUUUAAUGCUAAUGUGAUGAUUUUUAUAUGGUGUAAUAAGAAUUUAUGAAUGUAUAGGUAUUUUUACAUUUGGUUGUAGUAAAAUUGGAACGUUAUUGUAGCAUAAAUAUAAUGUUAAUAUUUGUGG
Messenger RNA from Ipomoea nil (Japanese morning glory), 1731 nucleotides. Its product is annotated as serine carboxypeptidase-like 13. The record is from RefSeq and is a predicted model, not a curated record. NCBI's taxonomy places the organism in Eukaryota, Viridiplantae, Streptophyta, Magnoliopsida, Solanales, Convolvulaceae. The transcript is spliced from 14 exons. Gene Ontology annotation, molecular function: serine-type carboxypeptidase activity; acyltransferase activity, transferring groups other than amino-acyl groups. Gene Ontology annotation, biological process: secondary metabolic process; proteolysis. Bases 185 to 1558 code for a protein of 457 amino acids.